AUCUGCAGGUAACUAGCGUUACAGGGCUGUAUGAGUUCUGUUGACCACGCUCUGCUAUUUUCUGGGAAAAUACUCUUAGAGAUAUCUUAAAUUAUGUCGGUCCUGUGUUACAAUAAGGGAUGUGGGCAACGGUUUGAUCCAGAAAAUAAUCUUGAUGAUGCUUGUACAUUUCAUCCCGGAGUGCCAGUUUUCCACGACGCACUGAAGGGUUGGUCUUGCUGCAAAAGACGAACAACUGACUUCUCAGAUUUCCUUAGCAUUCCUGGUUGCACAAAAGGGCCUCAUAAUCAAGAAAAGCCCCCAGAACCGGUAAAGCCAGAGGUCAAGUCGUCUGGAGACAAGAAAGAUGCAGAUGAUCUUAAACCAAAGUUCAAUGAGUACAUCAUCCAAGCACCAAAACCUCUUGAAUCAGUUCAGCGACCAAGUGCAGAUGAACCAUUCUCCAGACUACAGCUGAAGGUUGCACCCUCCCUCAAGCAGGCUUUAGAAAAACUGAAACUAGCUGAGGAAAGUGCAGUUGAGAAGAAAGAGGAUGAUGGAGAUGAAAUUAAAAUUGGAACGUCUUGCAAAAAUGGAGGCUGCAGUAAGACAUUCAGUGGACCAGAAAGCAAUGAGGAAGUCUGUAUGUACCAUGCCGGAGUUCCCAUUUUCCAUGAAGGGAUGAAGUACUGGAGCUGCUGUAAGAGGAAGACCUCAGACUUCAACACUUUCCUGUCCCAAGAGGGCUGCACCAGGGGAAGCCAUCUAUGGCGGAAGAAAGAUACUGGGAAGAAGGUCGUACCAUGCCGAUUUGACUGGCACCAGACAGGAAGCCAAGUCACUAUAUCCAUCUAUGCCAAGAACUCCGUUCCAGAGUUGAGCUAUGUGGAAGGGAACAGCACUUUGCUCAAUAUCCACAUUAUUUUUGAAGGGGAAAAGGAAUUUGACCAAAAUAUCAGCUUAUGGGGAGUCGUCGACCAGAGCAAAAGUAUCGUGAACAUGUUAGCAACGAAGAUCGAAAUCGUGAUGAAGAAAGCUGAACCGAUGACUUGGGCACGUCUCGACCUUCCACCUGCGGCCACUCAGCCCAAAGAGACAGAAAAGGAUAAAGAGAUCGAUAGCGACGACGAAUGCGGUGAUUAGACCUGGAUAGAAAAGGUCAUGUUUACUGCAACACUGGGGGGAAAAAAAAAAGAAAAAGCCUUCACUUUUGAUCCAGUGUUUGAUUUUGGGAUUUCUGUAGUCCCACUCUGCAACGAUUUUCACCUCUGAAUCGAACAGGAUUUGUCUUUAUAUUAAAAGUAUGACAGCAUUUCUUCUUUCUUUAAAAAAGGGACAUGGUUCUGUUUAUGAUCACACUGCAAGUUGAACUUUUAAAUGCCAUUCCACUGCUUUGUACAAAGUUUGUUUUGUAAUUUAGUGUCAUACGGAGCUGUAGCCGUUUAUCAUGUUAACACUUUUUUUUUUGCCACAUUAUGACCGAGUUGCUCACCCCCCCCCCCUUCAUCAAAUUUGAUUUUGGUAUACUAUGAAAGUACUGUAUUGUCUGAGGAUUCUCAGUCGUCCAGGUCUUGGUUAUCCAAGAAGGGUUGAAUCGAGAACUGAGGAAGCCCCUUGGAUGAGAGGUGAAGAGUCUUCAGGCAUCUACAAGCAACUCCAGUUGCCCUCAAUUCAGCCCUUCUUGGGGAGUACUGUAUUGUUUUAACUUUUAAUUCUGUCUCAUUCUUGCUGUCCUGUAGAGGCUAU
This is a messenger RNA of Chanos chanos (milkfish), 1725 nucleotides long. RefSeq names its product cysteine and histidine-rich domain (CHORD) containing 1b (gene chordc1b). The transcript is spliced from 11 exons. Bases 94 to 1122 code for a protein of 342 amino acids. The record is from RefSeq and is a predicted model, not a curated record. Lineage: Eukaryota; Metazoa; Chordata; Actinopteri; Gonorynchiformes; Chanidae.